Molecule: messenger RNA, 2304 nt
Organism: Ophidiomyces ophidiicola
Lineage: Eukaryota; Fungi; Ascomycota; Eurotiomycetes; Onygenales; Onygenaceae
Gene: SEC15
Product: Rab GTPase-binding exocyst subunit S15
Exons: 9
Coding region: 1-2304 (767 amino acids)
Biological process (GO): Golgi to plasma membrane transport; exocytosis; intracellular protein transport
Cellular component (GO): membrane; exocyst
Source: RefSeq, a predicted model, not a curated record
AUGCCUGCCGCGGUGAACCCACGCAGCGAACUGGCUUAUCUUCUUAAUCACAUAGUCAAUUCUUCUUCGGACACGGACUACCUAGACCAGCUCAUUCCCUCGAUCCGAGAAUAUAGCCAUGGCAACCGAACCUCCCAACUUCUACAGUCUCUCACUAAGUUCGCGAAUGAUCGCGAGUCGCAGAUUGAGGGUAUCUGUACAUCUACGCAUCAAGAAUUCGUAACGUCGAUUAAUAAAUUGUUGAAUAUCCGCGAAGGUACGGUUAAUCUGACGUCAGAAAUAUUGGACCUCAAUCAGUCUAUACAAGCGAGUACAAAGAAGCUAGCGGAACAAAAGAAGGCUCUGGUUGAAUCCCGGAGCCAUAGACAGAAUAUCGAUGAGACCUCCAAAGCAUUACAAGAUUGCCUUGAGGUUCUACUUCUAGCAAAUCAGGUAUAUGAUUUGCUUGCCAAGAAGAACCACUACGCCGCACUGCGGGCCCUUGAUGAGCUCCAAAAUGUCCAUUUAAAGGGAAUCACUCAAUAUAAGAUCGCAGAAGUUAUCCAACGCUCCGUUCCCAUUACUCAAAAAGCAAUUGCGGACGCUGUAAUGGCUGAUCUUAACACUUGGCUGUAUCGUAUCAGAGAAGUUUCUCAGUAUCUUGGGGAAAUUUCCCUCUACCAUACCGACCUACGUCGAGCAAGAUUACAGGAGCGCGCUCAAAACAUACCGUACCUUGAACAUUUCAAGCUGAACUCUGCCAUUGAAUUGAUAUCCGACGAAAACGAAGAAUUUGACCUAUUACAGAACGAUGACCUUCAAGUGGACUUCACCCCUUUGUUUGAGUGUUUACAUAUCCACCAGUCUUUGGGGCAAAUGGAUAGAUUUCGCGUCGAAUAUGCAACGACGAGGCGACGACAGAAGGAACUAUUAUUGCCUCCCUCGAUUGACUUGCUGGCUGAAGAGGGCGCCUGUCUUCAUACUCUUCUCGAAGAGAUUGCGGGCUUUGCUAUUGUUGAACGAACGACAAUGAAAAGAAUACCAGAUCUUAGGUCACCAGUUGACGUGGACGAACUUUGGGAUUCCAUGUGUCAGACUGCCGUUGGCUUAAUGAAAAAGGGACUCCCAGCAGUAGAUAACGCGGAAAGCUUGCUCAAAACUAAAAAUCUAGUUGCCUUAUUCAUGCAAACGAUGGAUACCUGGGGGUUCCCAGUCGACGCGUUUGAUCGAUUCCUUUUGCUACUCUUUGAGAACUACUCCGAUCUUUUGAAGAGGAGGUUUAGCGAUGAUUUUCAAGAGAUUGUUCAAUCCGAUGAUUACAUGCCAAUGGCGAUACAAAAUAAAGAAGAGUACGACAAAGUCCUCAAUGUAAGCUGGUAUACUCCAGAGAAACCUAGGGAAGAACAAAUCUUCCCCUGUGUUUUGCCUUUCUCUCAGAUGUAUCCCCUCUGUUGCAUUGAUAUCCGGAACUUUUUGAAUCAGUUCUAUUUUUUUUCGAAUGACGACUUCCAACAUCCAAGCAUUAUUGAUGAGACCCUAAAAAGCGCAUUGGACGAAUUACUUUCCGAUAAAGUCUGCGAAACCCUUGUCGAGCGUCUCAACGCUCAAUAUCUAGGCCAGAUCGUUCAAAUUCUCAUUAAUCUUGAGUAUUUUGAAAUCGCAUGUCAGGAACUCGAGCUUCUUCUCGCAGCAGCUCGGUCACCUUCCACCGGAGACGGGCCAGUGGCCCUUGGAGCUACGGAUAAGUUCAGAAACAAUAAAAAAGUCGCCGAAAAGCGAAUUUUCGAACUGGUUAACUCUAAAAUCGAUGAUCUUAUCGAAACUGCCGAAUAUGAUUGGAAUGCACCCAAACUGCAAAUGGAGCCCAGUAAUUAUAUGCAGACCUUGACCCGAUUUUUAUCCAAUAUUAUGAACUCCACAUUACUUGGUCUGCCCACGGAGAUUAAGGAGCUAAUCUAUUUUGAUGCUUUGAGCCAUGCUGCAAACAUGGUUUUAGCCCUACCUCUUUCACCGGAUGUUAAGAAAAUUAACCCCAACGGCGUUGCAGCACUAGCUCGUGAUGCGGAUUACCUCACGAAAUUUGUAGAAGGCCUAGGCGUGCCUAUUCUUCUCGAGAAUCUCGACGAAUUACAGCAGACGGUGCAAUUAUUGAUGUCCGAUAACACGGAAGAAUUCUACGAUAUUUCAAUUCGAAAUAAGAAAUAUGGCCGUGUGGAUGCUAUGAAUGGUCCAGUCUUGAUAGAGAAACUCACCAAAACCGUACAAAGCGCACCCGCAAAAACAGACAAAUUCGGCUCCUUGUCGAGUAGAUUUGGAAUGAAAUGA